AGAGAAGAAGGGAAGGGCAAGGAAGGUGGGGCAAGGAAGACAACAGGAGGCCGCCAGCCCCUGCUGACUGGGAGGCAGCUGGGAAGGCCAGCCUUCUACGGUUGCCAAGCAACCAGCAUAAACAGCGCAGGAUCAUGGCCACUAACUACAGUGCCAACCAGUAUGAAAAAGCCUUCUCACCCAAGUAUCUGCAGAACUGGUCUCCUGCCAAGCCAACUAAAGAGAGAAUCUCUUCCCAUGAAGGCUACACCCAGUUUAUCGCCAAUGACCGUGGUCACCUGCUGCCCUCGGUGCCCCGUUCCAAGGCAAGCCCCUGGGGUUCCUUCCUGGGCACAUGGCAGAUGCCUCUGAAGGUCCCCCCUGCCCGGGUGACCCUGACUUCCCGGACAGCUGCUGCUGCUGACUCCCUCACCACGUGGAUACAGAAAAACCCGGACUUACUCAAGGCCUCGAAUGGGCUGCGCCCUGAAAUCCUCGGCAAGCCCCAUGAUCCAGACAGUCAGAAGAAACUCAGGCAGAAGUGUGUCACAAAGACGGUAAAGCAAGCACCAAGUGCCACCAUAAUUCCAAGCUCUCCAGCUGCCAACCUCAACUCUCCAGAUGAGCCCCAGAGCCCCCACCCCUCUGCAGGUCACACACCAGGCCCCCAAAGCCCAGCCAGCUGUCCCAAGAGCCCCCCCGGAAGCCCUUGCGUGCAGGAGAACUGAGCAGGUCCUCACCCA
Messenger RNA from Ochotona princeps (American pika), 722 nucleotides. RefSeq names its product cilia and flagella associated protein 126 (gene CFAP126). Gene Ontology annotation, biological process: cilium organization. Lineage: Eukaryota; Metazoa; Chordata; Mammalia; Lagomorpha; Ochotonidae. Gene Ontology annotation, cellular component: ciliary basal body. The record is from RefSeq and is a predicted model, not a curated record. The transcript has 5 exons. The coding region runs from base 135 to 707 and encodes 190 amino acids.